Molecule: messenger RNA, 4679 nt
Organism: Rattus norvegicus (Norway rat)
Lineage: Eukaryota; Metazoa; Chordata; Mammalia; Rodentia; Muridae
Source: RefSeq, a predicted model, not a curated record
AUGGACUGGGAAACUGGACCUAGAUUCAUCCUCCCCUACACCUAUCUCAACGAUCUCUGCCAGGAGGAAGUGGUCACACCACUCUCCACAGCAUUUCAACUUCACAACAAGCUCUCAGAGGAAAAAAGGAAGGAAGGAUUUUCCACAUCAGCUACCUGUUUCAAACUUCAUGGGUUUGACUUGGAAGACAACUUGGAUGACUGGAGUGAUCUAGAUGGCCCCAAAAAGCCAAGUACAGGAGAAGGAGGAGGUUGGUCAGACAAGGAUCUCGAAGAUAUCUUGGGAGACGGGGAAUACAAACCUGACAAGAAUAAAGAGAGAUGGGACCACAUCACCACUACUACAGCGAGAAGGCCAGGAACAACUAGAGCACUGUCAAAUCCUACGGAACUUGAUGGAUUUGACUUGGAAGACUCCUUGGAUGAUUGGAACGAUCUAGAUGGCCCCAAAACACCAAGUACAGGAGAAAGAGGAGGUUGGUCAGACAAGGAUCUUGAAGAUAUCUUGGGAGACGGGGAAUACAAACCUGACAAGAAUAAAGGUAGGAAUGUUGCUUUGUCUGGCAACACAUGGAUUCUCCUUAAAAUGCUAACCAUCCAGCCGCCAGGCAAACAUGUCACUCUCAGCCUCUGGCAAAUCAGGCUUCGACAUGUGCACUUGUCAUGUGCAGUGGGCUCUCACUCUUGCGGGUGGGGGCUCAUUUGUGAGCCAUCCUGGGAUGCUACCCAUUUGCUCUGUUGCUCUUUAAGCCUGAGCUGGUGUCCCCACUACCUAGGUGCACCACGUAAGCCAGUUUUCCAUGCAGUGCAAGGGUUUAAACUUAACAUGGCACACAUUUUAAAGAAGCCCCUAGCAAAUCAGAUGUUCACAAAAUUCCUUUGGAUUCCAUUUCCCCUUCCCAGGGGAAACACUUCCCUCCUAUUAGAUCCCAGGAAGUGGAAACUCUCCUUGGGGUGUAUCGUGUGAGCAAAGAAACUAUUUUCAAUUAAAAAGACAAAAAGUUGGGGGAGGGGAAGGGGAGGGAAUGGGGGCUGAUGUACAGGAAGGGGGCAAGGGGAAUAACAUCUGAAAUGUAAGUAAAGAAAUAUAUCUAAUAAAAAAUUAAAAAAAGAAAAAUUAAUACAAAAAGCAAUUUAUAAAAAAAUUAUCUAAUGAAAAAUUAAAAAAAAAAAAAGACAAAAAGUCGCACAUCGUUCCUUGCUGGUGGGUCUGAGCCCCGAGGCCUGUUUAUCAGUUGAUAGAAUCCAUUCUUACCUUAAAGAUCAUGGGAGCUUUGCUACUUUGCAACAGAAUUUCAAGGUAGCCAUCCCUGAGGUUUAACUGUGUUUAAAUGUGUAGGAAAAUUAAACCACAGGAUCAGACUGUCUAGAAUUUUCAAUCCAGUCUGACACACAAAACAAAACACAAAACAAAAACAACCAACUGAAAAAAAAAACAAACCAAAAGUCCUUAAUAUUAAAAAAAUAAUGUAGCACCGGUCAGAGUUUUAAAAUGGUUCAGGAAGACUCCUACAGAAUCUUCACCCAGCCUCCCCCAAGGAGCCUCCAUUGUAGAACUAUAGAGAUGGUUGUUCUAAAUCGGAAGUUCUUAUCUGUGAAAUAAAGUCACCUAUUGAAGUUGUUAUCUGUGAAAUAAAGUCACCUAUUGACAUUUUGGAAAUUAUGUUAGAUCUCAUUGUUUGUGUGUGUGUGUGUGUGUGUGUGUGUGUGUGUAUGCAUGUGUGUGUAUGUCUGUGUGUCUGUGUGUGUGUCUGUGUGUAUCUAUGUCUCUGUGUGUGCACCUAUGUGAAUGUGUGUCUGUGUGUGUGUGUGUGUGUGUCUAUGUCUGUGUGUGUGCCUAUGUGUGUGUGUGUAUGUCUGUGUGUCUGUGUGAGUGUGUGCCUCUGUGUGUAUCUAUGUGCAUGUGUGCCUGUGUGUGUAUGUGUGUCUGUGUCUGUGUGUGUGUGUGUGUGUGUGUGAAAUUUUAUCACAUGUGUAGAUUUCAAUAGCUCUUAACACAACCAGGGAGAGAUUAUCAGAAAAUCUCUUCUGCAUGCUGCCCCAAGAACAGUCAUGUCCUUCCCAAGCCUCAUGUUUGCAGUUUCCACAGCUGUUUGUGACUGAAACCUUUCUUCACACAUCUGUCAGAUGGGAUCUUAAGCUUGGAUGGGGUGAGAUGUCUGAGGCUUGUGUGGUGAAGUUCAUCCUGUUGGAACCCAUAGGUGUCACAUGCCACAGUUGUGACCUUUCAAAUAAUCACUUUUGACAAGAUUUUGGAAUGUUGUGACGUUUGAAACGCUUUGUUUAUUAUUCAAUGUUAUGAUGGACAAAUUGUAGCAGGGUCCAGAGAAUUCAAGCUUUGAGUCCAUCAAGACCCCUCUUUCCAAGUCCAGGCUGAAGUUGAGCAUUUGCUUCAUUCUUGCAAGCGCUGUGCCUUGCAUAUGGGAACAGUGUUCUGUUGCUUAAAAUGGCCUGCAGUCAUGUUUGUCCCCAGAAACACCUUUCCAGAUAGUGUCAUCUCGAGGAAAAAGCCAUAAAAGCCUCUAAGUUAAACUUCCAGGGGUCAGGAGGACAUGGAGCAUUUAAAGGGUGACAAUUGGUAUUUCCAGAUGGGGAGAGAAGGGCAGGGGUUACCUCUGUAAGUGUGCACGGGAAUGAAAGCCUGAGUGACAGGCUGGGGGCUUCUCUUCAUUAAAUGUACUUGUUUUAGCAAGGAAGAGGUGUCCGGAAAUUCUUUAAUUGGGCUCACAUUGGAGCUCAUCUUGUAAAGAAUAAUUAAUUGUUGGCUACGGUUACUCCCUCCGUCACCCAUCACUGUAAGUGUCGGAAAAGAAGAUCAAAGGGCGACACGGGAGCACGGGUGACAUUCACAGACACCGUCCCUUCCACUGAAAACCAAGCUCAUGAUGGGGAGGGAAGGGGAAGCGUCACAUAAUUUCCAUACAUUAUAAACUCAAUUAGCAAACUUCCUCGACUCAAGUCUUUACAACGUAGCUUCAGUCGUUCUGGGGUGGAUUUGUCAAGUAAUAUGUUAUCCGUUGUGUAUUUUUUCCUCAAGACAACAUUGUUGACACACUGCGAGUGUGUACCUGAGUCCUCCAGCAUUUCUUUUUUUUUUUUUUUAAAGUUAAAAAUUCCUUAAUUUUUUAUUCCUGGUACCACUACCACAAUUUACAGGGCAAUAUACCUGAUGUAAUGAAAAGAAAAAGAAAAAGACAAAGCUACAACAGAUAAAAGACCUCAGGAAUGUACAUCUAAUUGACACUACAUUGCAUUAAUCGAUAGCUGCACUUUUGCAAACUGUGGCUAUGACAGUCCUGAACAAGGAGGGCUUCCUGUUUAAGCUGCAGUAACUUUUCUGACUAUGGAUCAUCGUUCCUUCUGUGGCAGAUUUUUACAGUUCCUCUAAUGCAUUUAGGACGACUGUCUCAAAGUAACCUGCAACUUUCCUGACAACUCCUCGCUCUCUCUCCUGCUAAGAACUGUAGCCGUUUGUUUGUUUUAUUUUAAAACCUUCUGCUACCAUAUCCACCACUUCCACCUCCAGAUCCAUAGCCACCACCAUAGGGACUGCCUGAGCUUCUUCCACCAAAACUGCCCCCCUUCAUGGGUCCAUAAUUAGAUUGUUGCUGUCCACUAUAAUUUCCAAAGUCAUUAUAGUUCCCACCACCACCAUAGUUACCUCCACCAAAAUUUCCUCCUUCAUUGUAACCAUCAUAUCCUCCUCCUCCACCACCAUAUCCACCACCUUGGUUUCCAUAUCCUGGUCCACCACCUCCAUAACCUCCUCUACUACUGUAACCAGGACCACCACCAUAGUUGCCACCAUCACCUCCAAAUCCAUUAUAUCCACCAUCACGACCUCCAUAACUGCCUCUGCUGCCACCACCUCCACCACCAUAGCCUCCUCUUCCACCAAAGUUUCCUCCACGCCCAAAGUUUCCUCCGCCACCACCAAAGUUUCCUCCACGUCCCAUAAAGUUGCCAGAUCCACCUCCACGACCUCUCUGUGAUCCAGCAGACUGCAUCUCUUGUUUAGAAAGGGCCUUUUUCACUUCACAAUUAUGCCCAUUAAUAGUGUGGUAUUUCUGAACAAUUUUAUCAACUGUGUCAUGAUCAUCAAAAGUUACAAAAGCAAAUCCUCUCUUUUUCCCACUCUGCCUAUCUUCCAUAACUUCUAUGGUUUCAAUCUUGCCAUACUUUUCAAAGUAGUCUCUCAGAUAAUAUUCUUCUGUAUCCUCUUUAAUACCACCAACAAAAAUCUUCUUCACCGUUAAAUGGGCACCAGGCUUUAGAGAAUCCUCUCUAGAAACAGCUCUCUUUGGUUCCACCACACGUCCAUCAACCUUGUGUGGCCGAGCACACAUUGCAGCAUCCACCUCUUCGACACAAGAGUAGGUCACAAAACCAAAGCCUCUGGAACGUUUUGUUUGAGGAUCUCUCAUUACCACACAGUCUGUAAGUGUGCCCCAUUUCUCAAAAUGUUCUCUUAAGCUGUCAUCUGUUGUUUCAAAGCUCAGACCACCAAUAAACAGCUUCCUCAGCUGCUCUAGUUCCUUUGGAUCAUGGCCCUCCUCCCCCCCGGCGGCGGCGGCGACGGCCGGAGUCAGGCUGGGGGCGACCUGGCGGCGGUUUUACCUCCAUUUUGAGACCGGACUCGCCUCUUCCAACUCGAGUUCAAUAUGGGACCGAGAGGAAGAG